Molecule: messenger RNA, 2388 nt
Organism: Lycium ferocissimum
Lineage: Eukaryota; Viridiplantae; Streptophyta; Magnoliopsida; Solanales; Solanaceae
Product: probable mediator of RNA polymerase II transcription subunit 26b
Exons: 9
Coding region: 663-1991 (442 amino acids)
Cellular component (GO): nucleus
Source: RefSeq, a predicted model, not a curated record
AACAAAGAGAAAACAGUACUUUUUCUUCCAUUCUUUCAAGCACCUUGAAUUGCAUUUUCGAGAGAGAGACAGAAAGAAAUAUUAUACGAUUAAAUAAUCAAAGAGAAAUAAGGUAGAAAGAAAUAAAGAGAGAGAAUAUUUCUUAUAUACUUUUAACAUAUAUUCUUCUUCUCUGGAAUUUUUUUUUUCUUUCCAAUCAGCAUAAUUUUCUCUAGAUUUAUCCAUUGAUUUGCCAAGAAUAUUUUUUGUUCUUACAUCUCACCUAAAUCUUCAUCAAAUCUCUACUUUAAAAAAAUCUCCAUCUUUUUUGUUUUUUUUGUUUUUGGGUUUAAAGUUUCAACAUAUGACAAACCUAAAUAGCCUAUAAAAAUUUAUCUCAAUUUUUUUUCUGUCAGAUUGCCUUUAAACUGGUUCUAUACAGUUUUGAUCAUCUGUAAACGUAACUGAUUUUUAUUUAUUAGUUACCACAACUACCCUUAUGGGUCAAAACUGAAAAAAACCAGAGGUUUUAUUGCUAAAAAACCCUUUUUUUAUUAGAUUUUGUGUCUUUUUUUUUGUUGGUAUAAUCAAGAUUGGAUAAAGAUUGAAUUUUGAUAAUUGGGUAUUGAUAAAGAUUUGAUUUUGUGAUCUGGGGUUGAUUUUUUGGUCCUAAAUCUUCAGUUAUGGCUAAGAGUCUUGAUAAAUGGAGGGAUUAUUUUAGGACAGCAAAUUCAGAUAUAUUUGAUAUAAUUGAGCAUGCAAUUAUGGUAGCAGCUGUUGAUUGUCCCAAAGAGUUCAAAUUAAGAAGAGAUAGAAUUGCUGAAAUGUUAUUUACUUGUAAAUUCACUAUGUGUUUUGGUUGUGAUAAAGUUGAAUUAAGUGUCCCAAUUGUUGCUGCUAAUGAUGAUGAUGAUGAAAAAAAGGUUAAGAGUGAAAAUGAGUUUGGUGGUGUUAGUAAAGAGAGCAAAGCUAAUAGUAGUAUUGAUCAACAUGUUGAAAAUAAGAGUAAUUAUAGUUAUGGUGAAGCUGAGGCAUUAACUGAGGAGAUUGAGGAAGAAACACAAACUUUUGGUGAGGUUAUGAGGAUCAAAGAUGUUAUUGAUCACAGCCAAGCUGAGUCUGGAGAGUUAUUUGAGUGCUUAAGAAGGCUUCAACUAAUGGCUUUGUCUGUGGAGACCUUGAAGGCCACAGAGAUCGGAAAGUCAGUUAAUUCUCUCAGAAAGCAUAACUCAAAGGAUAUUCGGCAUCUAUCCCGGACAUUGAUUGAGGAUUGGAAGGUCUUGGUAGAUGAAUGGGUGAAUGUUACUACAGCCUUUGCAGGUACCGAAAGCACUCCAGAGUCUAUGAAAGCAUCUGUUGUUGAUCACGAGGAGGAAGGACUUCCUUCCCCACCUUUAGAUGACUUAGCUUUCUUUUCUGCUCAGACCACUGGAAUUGAGUUGUCACAAUUCUUUGAUGGCAUGGAUGAUGAUGGAAAUCCUCGCAACAGUGGGGAAUUCAAUGAGAACCGUGGAAAUGGCAGAAAGCCAUCUCUGGAUAAGCCUCGAAACAGUUUCGAUGCUGCUCCGAAAGAGAGGAAGGGUGAACAACAAAAGAAACAGGAAGCUGUAAUCAAGAAACAAACAACGAUUGUCAAACCAAAUAAGCCAUCUGGAGGUAACUCUGGGCCUGGAAGACCAAUAAAACCAGCCUCAGAACAGAAGCUCAAGAUUAGCGAGACGAAUUUCCAGCAGAAAUCUGAUAAAGGCACACUUCAGAAGAGGCCUGUGCCGUCUCAACAAAACAAAUUUAGACGCUCAGAUGAGGAUGCAGUUCAAGUCAAACUCGAGGCUACAAAGAGAAAGCUCCAGGAACGGUACCAAGAAGCUGAAAACGCCAAGAGGCAGCGGACAAUACAGGUUAUGGAGUUGAAUGAUAUCCCGAAGAAGGGCCCUAUCCAAGGUGUUGGCCUUAAGAAUUCUCAUAUGAGACCUGGCAACAAUAACCGGCAUUGGGCAAAUGGACGUCGUUGAAUUGAUUUCAACUGACUGUCUCAAUAAGAUUUCUAGUUUCUUCCACCUCAGCUGAGUAAAUUCUCAACUUGCUGUGGAAACAGAGGGAUCUCAUCUUAUUGACCUCAACAGGAGGCCACUCUCAAAUCGGGAGAGGCAUCGGAUUUACAUUUAUGCUUAGAUAAACAUUUUCUUGGACCUAAAGUACAGGGUUUGCGCGUUUUGGUCUAAUUCUUUUUUGAUCUUUAGGAGUGACAUAAUAUCGACCGUUUUGGAUGAACGAUCUUUUGAGCAUUAACAUUAUGCUUUCAUAGAAAUACCCUGACUGUAAAUUUGCACAGAAUAAGUGCAUUUUCAUUUUGGAUCAGAACACUGAAACAUUGAUUAGAGUUAUAAAAUGAUGGUUACAUUCUGGUUA